GACUGCCAAAAGUUGUGUGCAUUGGAUGUUGGGUGCACGUUCCUCGAAUCAAAUUGUUGCGAAAUUAUGGAUAAUUCGGAAAUGCAAGCUGAUGAAGCGGCUGCCGAGGCACCACCCAUUUGCCUGAUAGUCCUGGGUAUGGCAGGCUCCGGAAAAACAACACUCGUAAAGAAACUUUCCAGUUUUAAUUACGACAAACUGAAACCCUACGUUAUCAACCUGGAUCCCGCCUGCAAAGAAGUUCCAUAUCCUGCGAGCAUAGACAUCCGCGACACAGUCAACUACAAAGAAGUCAUGAAACAAUACAAGCUCGGACCAAACGGUGGCAUCGUCACAUCCCUCAAUCUCUUCUGCACAAAAUUCGGGAAAGUCAUUGAAUUAAUCGAGAAAGCGGGCAAGGCGGGUCACAAAAUAUGUGUACUCGACACACCAGGCCAAAUAGAAGUAUUCACAUGGUCAGCAUCCGGAACGAUAAUAACAGAAGCGCUGGCGACCGCGUUCCCGACCAUAGUCGUUUACGUUAUGGAUGUGGUGCGAUCCACCAACCCCACAACGUUUAUGUCUAACAUGUUGUAUGCAUGCUCGAUUCUGUACAAGGCUCGUUUGCCGUUUAUUGUAGCAAUGAAUAAGAUUGACAUUGAGGAUCACAACUUCGCGUUGGAAUGGAUGACGGACUUUGAAGCGUUUCAGGAAGCCCUCGAAAAGGAGCAGACCUAUGUAGGUAAUCUGACACGGACAAUGUCAUUGACUCUUGAUGAGUUCUACAAAGAUUUGAAAGCGUGCGGAGUCUCAGCGAAAAUGGGCAUCGGAUACGAUAGGUUUUAUGAGUUGGUGGCGGAGGGCGCGAAAGAAUAUGAAGAGGACUACAAGAAAGAAUACGACAAACUUAGGAUACAGAAAGAGGAAGAGAAAAAGAAAUCAGAAAAACUGCAGGAAAUAGCAUCGGCAAAAGGUUCUGGUGUUGAAGUCCCAUUGGUGCCUUUCGUAUCAGAAGUCAAUUCCGGUCGCGAGCUGGCUGACGUCUACCUGAAACACCCGGGCAACGAGAGCUCCGAGGACGAGGAAGGCGACGAAGAACGUCCAGUUGCUUUUGGCGACGAUGAAUUAGAAGAUCAAAAUUUCAAUGAUUUCAUGCAGAAACGAAAAGAAACUCAAAUUGAUAAAGCAAAUAAAUCGCAAUCGUGAAUAUAACAUAAA
Hermetia illucens (black soldier fly) is the source of this 1197-nucleotide messenger RNA. Its product is annotated as GPN-loop GTPase 1. The transcript is spliced from 5 exons. Lineage: Eukaryota; Metazoa; Arthropoda; Insecta; Diptera; Stratiomyidae. The record is from RefSeq and is a predicted model, not a curated record. Gene Ontology annotation, molecular function: GTPase activity. The coding region runs from base 67 to 1185 and encodes 372 amino acids.